This is a messenger RNA of Arvicola amphibius (Eurasian water vole), 4160 nucleotides long. It is a transcript of the gene Ndel1, whose product is annotated as nudE neurodevelopment protein 1 like 1. The coding region runs from base 191 to 1177 and encodes 328 amino acids. Gene Ontology annotation, biological process: microtubule nucleation; cell migration; establishment of mitotic spindle orientation. Gene Ontology annotation, cellular component: kinesin complex; centrosome; kinetochore. Gene Ontology annotation, molecular function: microtubule binding. Lineage: Eukaryota; Metazoa; Chordata; Mammalia; Rodentia; Cricetidae. The transcript is spliced from 10 exons. The record is from RefSeq and is a predicted model, not a curated record.
CCUCCGACACCCAGGGAGCCCCUGACGUGUCGGGGAGGAGCCCGGUGCGGGGGUGCGCGGAGUGGAGCUCAGGGCUGCGGAAGAGAGCAGAGCUGAACGGCUGGGCGGGCCUGGCCAGGCCAGCGGAGCGGAGACGUCGGCCGAGCGGCGGCGAACAUGCGCUUUUGACACGUUGGCGGCUUUCUUGAUCAUGGAUGGUGAAGAUAUACCAGAUUUUUCAAGUUUAAAGGAAGAAACUGCUUAUUGGAAGGAACUUUCCUUGAAGUAUAAGCAAAGCUUCCAGGAAGCUCGGGAUGAGCUAGUUGAAUUCCAGGAAGGAAGCAGAGAAUUAGAAGCAGAGUUGGAGGCACAGUUAGUACAGGCUGAACAAAGAAAUAGAGACCUGCAAGCUGAUAACCAAAGACUGAAGUAUGAAGUGGAGGCGUUAAAGGAGAAACUAGAGCAUCAGUAUGCACAGAGCUACAAGCAGGUCUCAGUGUUAGAAGAUGACUUAAGUCAGACCCGGGCCAUUAAGGAGCAGCUUCAUAAGUAUGUGAGAGAGCUGGAGCAGGCCAAUGAUGACCUGGAGCGAGCGAAAAGGGCAACAAUAGUUUCAUUGGAAGACUUUGAACAAAGGCUAAAUCAGGCCAUUGAACGAAAUGCGUUUUUAGAAAGUGAACUUGAUGAAAAGGAGUCUUUGUUGGUCUCAGUACAAAGGUUAAAGGAUGAAGCAAGAGAUUUAAGACAAGAGCUAGCAGUUCGGGAACGACAACAAGAAGUUACCCGGAAGUCUGCCCCCAGCUCCCCCACCCUGGACUGUGAGAAGACGGACUCUGCUGUCCAAGCGUCACUCUCCCUGCCUGCAACGCCUGUCGGCAAAGGAACAGAAAACAGUUUUCCUUCACCAAAGGCUAUACCAAAUGGUUUUGGAACCAGUCCACUAACUCCUUCUGCUAGGAUAUCAGCACUAAACAUCGUGGGAGAUCUCUUGCGGAAAGUAGGGGCUUUAGAAUCCAAAUUAGCAGCUUGCAGGAACUUCGCAAAAGACCAAGCAUCACGCAAACCCUAUAUCCCAGGGAGCGUUAACUGUGGGGUGAUGAAUAGCAAUGGCCCAGAAUGCCCGAGGUCAGGGCGUGCAACCUUCUUCCAUAAAGGGCAAGAAAAAGUCAUAUUUCCCACGUUGUUCAUGGGGCGGUAAACGGCUUCGAUCCAGCUCCUCCCCCUCCUGGGCUGGGCUCCUCGCGGCCAUCCUCAGCACCCGGUAUGCUGCCUCUCAGUGUGUGAGUGCCCAGCCUCCAGGUGGGGCCCCUACCCUCUUCCAGCAGCCCAGGACACCUACGCCUCGUCCCUUGGUACCUGGGUCCAGCCCUGUGCCCCUGUCUGCCUCUCCACCGCUGGCAGAGGGCAGGCUGCAUGCAGUGGCGGCUGCUGGGCCCUGCCCAGCCCCAGGACUCUGCGCGAUAUCAAUACUGGCUAUUUUCUCUCUUGCCGUAGUGCCGUUGGUUUCACAUGAUUGCACUUUUGUGGGUCACAAGUGAUACAUACAUGUAUUACUCGAUCACUGGAUGUGGAAGUACCCGUUCAUCACAUCUGCCUCAUAGCCCCAUUUUGCUGUGCUGAUAGGAUUUAGUUGUGUUUAGGACAUUGCAGAUCUUCUAGAAGUUCUCCUCAAUCAGGUUGACAAGACCCUUCUAAGCUCCCAGCCAAGCAUCUUUAGUGCUCACAAUCAUGUGUCCCCCAAUCUCACCCUACAGUUCAGACCAUUCUGUACCUUCUGACUUUCUGUAAGCAGCCCAUUUCAAAUAGGCUUUCUCUCAAAGCAGCAAGAUGCAGGAGGCAGGGGCAUCUGGGACCUGGGCACUCCAGGGCUGAGCCUCUGUGUGCCUCAGACUCAGGAAGCAGGUGGCAACCUUCUCGCCAGCUUUCCGAUCCCUCAGUUCAGUGACAUCUCUUAGAGCAUUUUGUUUUCUCUUCUGAAGGGUCCGUCCAGUUGCAUUGGGAAGGGUUGAGGGGCCUGAUUCUGGGGCUGGUUGGUGCCAGCAAUUGGGGGCAGACUGGCCAGAAGUGUUUGUCCCUUGCACCCUUUGGUUAUUCUCAUGCUGCACUUACUGUUUACAUUUGUUUUAUUGUACAUAGGUUUGUAAACAUUACUGCCUAAGAUAUUUGUAUAUAACUUGGGCUUUGUAGCUUUUAUUUAUUCAGACUCAUAUGGCAUGUUAAUUAAUGACUUACGAUGGUGUCCUACUGUGGGCAGCUGUAUAGUAUCAUCAUGUGGUUAAAAGAAGAUACUUCCCUCCAAAAAAAUUCUUUUAAUGUGUAAACAAUAAAUUUCACAGAAAAAAAGGCCAAGAUUUCUUUAUUUGGUUCUUGCUGUCCUGUGAGAAAAGAGCAUACAAAGGCAGUUCAGUGUCUCUUCUUCCUCAUGGGAUGAGAAGAUUGCGGCCACAGGAGAUGCCUUGCUCGUGCGCAUUUCUAGUAGUGUCCAUUUCCAGGGGUAGCUUGGGAGUGGCCCGGACCCCACAGGAUAGCAGAGAGGACAGAACAGGGCAUGGAGUACCUACCUGGGCCCAGGAGCUCGUCCCGUUGUACUGCGUACAACAGUGUGUGCCACAAGUGCUGGGAGUAGAGAAACUUCACGGACGUGGGCUUCUCGCACACUUCCUUCCGUGGGAGAAAAGUUCCAGGUGCCGUGUUGAGGAAACUGCAAAAUGGGGCAGUGUGCAUUGUUUCCUGAGCCUGCCUGCUUACAACAGCGUAAACAUAGGAACUUCAUAGCUUAACACCACAAGUGUGCUGAUGGAGGCAGGUGAAUCUGAGUUCGGUUGGAGGCCAGCCUGGUGUACAUAGCCCCAGGAUAGCCAGAACUACAUAGAGACCCUGUCUCCACCCCCACCUCAAAAAACAAAACCAAACAAUAGCAAAAAACCCUAGGCGAAUAGAAGUUAAGGGCGUCAGAUCCCUAAGUGAACAGGAACCAUUUUAAGUAAGAUGAGCCUUCAAACUUACUCUGUUAAUAAAUGACAAGAAGUCUGUUGUUGGAGAUUUUGCCAUAAGCUGACAUCAAGAGGCACCUGCGGUUGUGUGUGAAUGGUGGAAACGGUCUGUACUGUCUCCAGUUGCUCUGAGUGGUGGAAGAUGUCUCUCCCAUCUCACUGAUUGCCCUGAGUGGCGGAAAACGGUCUGUACAGCCUUCAGCUUCUUGCUACACUGCUUUUGGAAGGAUUGGAUUAGGUCAGAGGUUGAACAGUUAGACCUUUGUGGACGCAAGGGUGAAGCUAAGUCCUCAUCUCUGGCUCCCAGGGAUUUCUCAGAUGUUCUGAGGCUUUGUACCCUUGGGCUUAUCUAGACUGCUCUAUUGCUGUUCUCACGGGGAUGGCAUACUACGCUGCUUCUGCUCCAGUAUGUUAUAUGUCCUGGCUCCUGAUGGGGAGCCCUCUUCCCAUGACCCCAUGAGGACACUGGCUGAUCGUCCUUAGUGCCCUCCAAAAUGAAUGCUUCGGAUACUUUGUCCUUGCUGGCCUAAGUUUGACUCUCCAGAAGCAGUGGUUCUCAACCUUCCUAACGCUGUGACCCUUUAAUAGUUUCUCAUAUUGUGGUUACCCCAACUCUAAAAUUAUUUUCAUUGCUACUUCAUAACUAUAAUUUUGUUACUUGUUAUGAAUCGUAACAUAAAUAUCCGAUAUUUGACCUCAAGGGAUUGCAACCCACAGGUUGAGGACCACUGCUCUACAGGUUGCCCAGAGUCCCUGCUUUCCUUGUGGCCCAGCCAUUGUUGAGUAAUCAGGGUUGGGAAAUCCCUGAGCUGGGUCUGUGGCAGCUUUCCCUUUUGAAGUGCUGAUCUUGCCUCCCCAAAUGUCCACUUCUUGGCUCAGAGCCUGAAACCUAAUGUGUGAGGCCAGGGGACUGCGUAAAUGAGCACAGGGUAGCCACUCCCAGACCCCCGUUUGUAGAAGGGACAGCCCAGAGCAAGGCCAGGAUCGGAAAUGGGGCCAUUUUCUUUGUCUACUGUGCUCUCUUCCCAAACUGGAGGCCUCGCAACUCACUGUGUAGUAUGGACCUGGGCGUUCCUCUUGCCUCAGCCUCCUGAGCUCUGAAAUUUAUGUAUGUGCCUGGCUUAAAAAGGCAAACGUAAAAACAAAGAACAGAUUUGUUAGUGCUGUGUUGGGGACCAGAUGGGAUUU